Molecule: messenger RNA, 1983 nt
Organism: Eufriesea mexicana
Lineage: Eukaryota; Metazoa; Arthropoda; Insecta; Hymenoptera; Apidae
Product: elongation of very long chain fatty acids protein AAEL008004
Exons: 4
Coding region: 635-1471 (278 amino acids)
Biological process (GO): fatty acid elongation, saturated fatty acid; very long-chain fatty acid biosynthetic process; fatty acid elongation, monounsaturated fatty acid
Cellular component (GO): endoplasmic reticulum membrane
Molecular function (GO): fatty acid elongase activity
Source: RefSeq, a predicted model, not a curated record
GACGCGGGUCGAAAAGUUGGACGUCGCGCGACGCGAGUGGAGCAGGCUAAUUGGCUAGAUGCGGCGAGGAGCGGCGUGACGGACGAGUGUUUGCUCGGAAAUCGGCUACAUCGACUCCAUUGCUGAGCGUAAUCGCGACCCAGCCUGGCUGGAAGGGAUAUAAGACUACGACUGCACAGCUUUGCGUUGUCAGACCGUGGAGGAUAACGUUCGUGUCCGAGCUGAAGGGAGAGACAACCUUGGCAUCAGAGUUCUUCAGUGGUGCGUGCUGGAAGACGGACCGAGUGCUACCACUCCGACAGUAGUUCCCUCGGACGCACCACGCGGCUUCUCUCGUUCGCCCUGGGACCCGCAACACCCGAUCAGUUUCGUUCGCCGGACGUCCCUCUCCGGCAAAGGCUACCUUCUUCUCAUUUUUUACUCGCGAGCAACCGGUACCUAGCGUGGAGCGUCCUUCGAUUUGCGGGCCGGCACGAGGAAAGGUUCGCGCAGGAAGACUAGUCGCGAGGUGAAUUACACCGUGGAUCGUUCGGCAGCGAGGUUCUCUUUCCUUGGGAUAAGCUACCUGACGACGAUCUUUCUCGACGUUCGACCAAUUGCAACAGAUUUGUCCAAUCACUAGGAAUCAGAGACAAUGUCGGGCAUCGUGGAAUGGUAUAAAGACCUUAUGUACAAUAAAAAUCAUCCAAAGACAAAGGAUUGGUUCUUGGCAUCAGGGCCAGGUCCACUGAUGAUAAUCCUCGUCAGUUAUGUCUACUUUUCCGUGUCUGCUGGACCAAGGUACAUGAAAGACAAAAAACCGUACGACUUAAGGAACGUUCUGAUUGUGUACAACUUCAUACAAGUAAUGCUUAGCAUGUACCUCCUUUACGAAGGCCUGAUGAGUGGAUGGCUGUACGACUACGAUUACUUCUGUCAGCCCGUCGACUAUUCGGACAGUCCACAAGCUAUAAGGAUGGCUAGCAUUGUACACUUUUAUUUCAUGUGCAAAUUAAUAGAACUGUUGGAUACGGUGUUCUUUGUCCUCCGUAAAAAAAAUCGCCAAAUCUCUGGACUUCAUGUAUAUCACCACGCUCUGAUGCCCAUAUGCGCUUGGAUCGGAACCAGAUUUCUGCCUAAUGGCCAUGCUACGUUUUUGGGCGUCAUCAAUGCCUUCAUUCACAUCAUCAUGUACCUAUACUACAUGCUAUCUUCGAUAGGACCGCACAUGAACAAAUACCUGUGGUGGAAGAAAUACUUAACCUCUUUGCAGUUGAUUCAGUUUUGUAUGAUUUUCGUUCACAACUUACAAAUCUUCUUCAACGGAUGUAAUUUCCCGAAAUCUAUGGCAUUCUUACUUAUGCUCAACUCGGUGAUAUUUAUCUACAUGUUUGGAUCAUUCUAUAUCGAAAAUUACAUCAAGAGUAAGCAACGAACCAACAAAGCAUUCGAGAAAAACGCGAAGAUCACUGUGACAAGGAAAGUGGAAUGAGUAGAUAUCGAUCACGUGGUUUGGUUUUCGUUCAUCGCGCACCAUUUCGUUACGAAGGAACAUUCAUGUUCGUUAGUAUACAUACCUCUCUAACGUAGAUAAAUAGGACUGUCGGAUAUUUAUUAUCGGUCGAUCGAUUUCACUUUCCCAUCUCGGGAAUGGAACGAUCUUUCGUAAAGUACGCUAAGUCUUCAGAGGACAGGAAAGAAUAUUUACCUUCUUAUCGACUGUUCUCCGCGUUAUUUUAUAAUAGCUACGCUCAAUCGUUUACGUACUUACGUUCAUGUACAAGCUCAAUUUCUUUUUAAAUUAGGCGCCUAACUCGAUAUUUGUAGCGCGUCGCGAAAGGAAAAGUAAAACGAAAGAAAAGUAAUAAUCGAUAAAGAAGUUAGUUCUAGAUGAUAAUAUUCAGUCAUUGCUGUCGGUAAUAAAGGAACCGCUCGAUCGAAGGUAUUACCAGUUGAUCCGGUUCUCAGAUCGGUCACAUCGAAUCUCUCUAAUCGUCGAUAAAA